UCAAUCAGCUAAGAGACUUAGAACCGACGCAAUGUGGCACAUAUCGUGGAUCUUGAUGGUCCUGGCAGUGAGUAGCCUGGAGUCGCUUUUGAUCCCUCCAAGGCCAACACUUCUUGAGAGCUCCCAGUUGGAAGCAGGGGCCCAAGAAUCCACCUCUCCUCGGCUGGAUGACAACAGUGAAGAAAACUACCGAUUGCCAAACAACACGGCCCCGGAGGCCUACAGGAUAGAACUCUGGACAGAUGUUCACAAUGGAGACAGGGAAUUCUACGGUACAGUUCAGAUCGACAUUGAAGUUUUGGAAGAAUCGUCGGAGAUCAAGUUGCACUACCGUCAGACAGAGGGGUUUGAGGCAUCCAUAGUCAGUAGGGAUGAGGUCAAUUCUACGGAGAUUCCGCUGAAUGUAACUCUUGACCCCCAAAGGGAGUUCCUUGUCCUCACGGCCACGGAGACUAACACGAGCUUUGCUGCGAACACGAAGUGGACCCUAACCGUGAAUUACAACGGUACCCUGAGAAGCGACAUGGCCGGAUUCCACAGGACCAGCUACACGGACGACAACGGAACAGAGCGUUACUUGGCGGCAACCCAGUUCGAGAGCACCAAUGCUCGACAUGCCUUUCCCGGAUACGAUGAGCCCGCCAGGAGAGCCAACUUCACUAUUACCAUACACCAUGACCCUUCCUACUCGGCAAUCAGCAAUAUGCCCGUGAAUGAAUCUGCUAGCAGUCUCGGAGUCACAGCCUUCCAGACGACCCCCAAAAUGUCCACCUAUCUCGUCGCAUUUGUGGUGUCCGAUUUUGGGUACACAGCCGGUCAGUUGAACGAUCUUCAGCAGCGCGUUUUUACCCAGAAUGGAAAAGUGGGUCAGCAGGAGUGGGCCAUGUGGUCAGGUUUGGUGGUGGAAUCCAGCCUGGCCGGAUACUUCGGAAUCCCCUUCCCCCUUCCAAAAUUGGACCAGGCCGGCAUUCCUGGCAAAGGUGGAGCAAUGGAAAACUGGGGCCUGGCCACCUACGGGGAGCAAUACAUGGUUUGGUCCAAAGAGAACUCCACCAUCGACUUGAAGACAAGCAUUGCGAACAUCAUUGGUCACGAGUACGCCCACAUGUGGUUCGGAGACCUCGUUUCCAUCCAAUGGUGGACCUAUCUCUGGCUGAAGGAAGGCUUUGCCACCCUCUUCUCCUAUGAGUCCAACGACAUUGCCUUCCCCGAGUGGGACACAUACCAGAUCUACCAUGUCAGCGACUACAAUAGCGCUCUUUUAAACGAUGCCUCCACCUCUGCAGUUCCCAUGACCCACUACGUACAGACUCCCAACGAGAUCUCCGGGCGAUACAAUACAUUCUCCUACGCCAAGCCUUCGGCUGUGCUGUAUAUGUUCAAGAAUGCCUGGACUGAUCGGGUCUUCCGAGCGGGGUUGAACAAGUAUCUUACCAAGAACCAGUACACAUCCUGCGACGAGUGGGACCUAUUCGCCGCUCUCCAGGAGUCGGCCGACGAACACGGUCUGUCCUUGCCCACCUCGGUGGACAACAUAUUCAGCAGCUGGUCCCAGAAGGCUGGCUAUCCCCUGCUGACCGUGACCCGAAACUAUGCGACUGGAACCUUUACCGUCAAGCAACAGAGGUAUCUCGCUGUUGACGACUCCAACCAGAUCACCUGGUACGUGCCCAUCAACUUUGCCACCGCCUCCAAUCCAGAUUACAGGAACACGAGCGCCUCGCACUACCUCCUCAAUACGACGGAGGUCGAGAUCUCGGACGUAGCAAUCGCUAGUGAGGACUGGAUCAUUUUCAAUCUGAAGAGCGCCUUCUACUAUCGCACCCUGUACGAUCUGGAGAACUAUGACCGCAUUAUCGAUGGCCUUAACAAUAACCACCACAAGAUUCACGUUCGAAACCGGGCUCAGUUGUUGAGCGAUGCGUACAUCUUCGUGACCACUGGUCGCCUGAGCCACAGCGUCCUACUGAGAUUGCUCACUUAUCUGAAGUAUGAGGACCAGUACGCUCCUUGGUCCAACGCCAACACUGUCCUUACCGCUUACGAUCGGUACUUGCGAGGAGAGGAUCCCAAUUCUUUCCGGCAAUUCGUGAGGAAUCUCGUAGAGCCUGUCUUAGACAGAAUCGGUGUACACGAGAUUCCUGGGGAGCAUUAUCUGAGAAACUAUCUGCGGAAUAUAAUCGUUAGCUUGGCGUGUCAAGUAAAGAGUGAAGUAUGCCUUCUACAAGCGUCCAAUAAGUUGUCAGAGUUCCUGUUCAAUGGAACAGCUAUUGAACCCAGUCUGAGGACGCAGGUCUACUGUUCCGGCCUGCGAAGUCCAACAGAUACUGUAUACGAUAGAGUGCUCUCAGACUUGGUGGCUUCUACGGAUGCCACAGAUCGAAGUCUGUUCAUUUCCUCCCUCGGUUGCUCGACGAUAUCGGGUCAACUCGAUAAAUUCUUCAAGCUUUCCACAACCAAUUCGUUGAGCUACUCGGAGAGCACUUCUUUACUCAACUCGGCCUUCACGAAGAGCAACGAAGGUCUAAGAGAAAGCUUAUCGUACCUAGAGGAGAACUGGUAUAUUUAUGCUACAGGGCUAAAUGAAACAAACAAGCAUCUAGACGCCGAUCUGCGGGAGAUGGCCAACUAUGUAGUUGGCGAGGCGGAGGAAAAAAGGCUACUCGCUCUGGUAGAGGAGAUUAAGUUAAAGGGGCCCCAAUACCUCGAGGAUGAUCUAGCCGCCGUCAUUGAAUCCAGAAUUCAGUUAAAUUACGAUUGGCUGUCAGUCAAUCGCGAUCCCAUAAUGAACUGGACAGCAGAUUAUAUAUAUCCUGAAACAAGUUCUGGUACUAGUUUCAAGUCUUCCCUAGCAAUUAUGUUUGUUAGUGCACUUUUUGCACUGUUAGCGUCUUUUGUUUAGACAAAGUCAUUUUGUCAAGUGGAAGCCAUAAAAUAAAUAAAUCUAUGUGACUCAACCAGAACUGAAA
Drosophila ananassae is the source of this 2969-nucleotide messenger RNA. Its product is annotated as aminopeptidase N. The record is from RefSeq and is a predicted model, not a curated record. NCBI's taxonomy places the organism in Eukaryota, Metazoa, Arthropoda, Insecta, Diptera, Drosophilidae. Bases 32 to 2902 code for a protein of 956 amino acids. The transcript is spliced from 5 exons. Gene Ontology annotation, molecular function: peptide binding; zinc ion binding; metalloaminopeptidase activity. Gene Ontology annotation, cellular component: cytoplasm. Gene Ontology annotation, biological process: peptide catabolic process; proteolysis.